Messenger RNA from Lodderomyces pseudojiufengensis, 1314 nucleotides. It is a transcript of the gene HYS2, whose product is annotated as DNA-directed DNA polymerase delta subunit. The transcript has a single exon. Gene Ontology annotation, molecular function: DNA binding. The record is from RefSeq and is a predicted model, not a curated record. The coding region runs from base 1 to 1314 and encodes 437 amino acids. Gene Ontology annotation, biological process: DNA strand elongation involved in DNA replication; DNA replication. Lineage: Eukaryota; Fungi; Ascomycota; Pichiomycetes; Serinales; Debaryomycetaceae. Gene Ontology annotation, cellular component: delta DNA polymerase complex.
AUGUAUCAAUAUAGAUUAAAUAUUUUAAAAGAAAGAAUUAAUUCAAAUGCAAUGAAGAAAUGGGGUAAUGGAACAAGAAAAAUAGAUGGACAAACAAUAACAAAACAAGAUAAAAUUUUAGAUAUAACAAGUGGGAAAUUAUGUUGGGUUAUUGGUACUAUAUUUUGUGAUGCAAAAUAUAAAUUAAAUAUUUUAAAUGAUGUUGAAAAAGGAAGUGAUGAUAUUUUACCAUUAGUACCAGUAAGUUAUUUAGGUGAUGAUGAUGGAAAUAAUGAUGAGCAGUCGAUUGUAAUGUUAGAAGAUGAAUCAGGUAGAGCAGUAUUACAUAAUGAAGAAUUUUUAAAAAAAAAUUUAUUAGUUACUGGAUGUAUUGUUGCAGUAUUAGGUAUUGAAAUUCAAGCAGGUAUAUUUGAAAUAAUGGAUGUUAUUUAUCCUAAAUGUGCACCUCAAAAAUCUUUAAAUUUACCAAUACAAGGAGAAAAUAAAAAAAUUGCAUUAAUUUCAGGUUUAAAUGUUGGUUUAAAUUCUAAUUAUGAUUUAAAAUUAGAAAUUUUAAAAGAAUAUUUAAUUGGAGAAUUAGGUGGUGAAAAUGAUAGGAACUUUAAUAGUAAAAUAUCACAAUUAAUUAUAGUUGGAAAUUCAAUUGAACCUAUUCGAGAUAUAACAUCAGAAAAUGAUUUAAAAAAUUUUAUAACAACAAAUAAUUAUGGUUCAAAAAAUAUUUCAAAAUAUAAUAAUGAAUCAUUGGUGUUAUUAGAUCAAUUUUUAAAUGAUUUAUUAAUUAAUUUACCAAUUUCAAUAAUGCCUGGAGAAAAUGAUCCUUCUGAAAUUUGUUUACCUCAACUACCAUUACAUAAAUCAUUAUUUAAAUUAAAUCAAUCAAUAAUUGGACAAAAUAGAUUAUCAAGAUUAACAAAUCCCGUAUGGUUUGAAAUUAACAACAUAAAAUUUUUAGGAACAAGUGGUCAAAAUGUUGAAGAUAUUAAAAAAUAUAUCCCCAAAUCUCAACAACAAUUAAAUUCAUCAAUAGAAAUAAUGAAAUCAAGUAUGAAAUGGCAAAAUUUUAUCCCCACAGCACCAGAUACUUUAUAUUGUUAUCCUUAUGAUAAUUAUGAUCCUUUUAUUUUUAAUAAAGAUUUACCUCAUUUAUAUUUUGUUGGAAAUCAACCUAAAUUUGAAACUGAUAUAUAUAAAUGUGUUGAUUCUAAUUCUACAGUUAGAUUAAUUAGUAUACCUGAUUUCAAAAAAACUGGAGAAUUUGUGGUAUUAGAUUUAAAUACUCUUGAACCUGAAGUUAUUAAAAUUGAAUUAUGA